Pantherophis guttatus is the source of this 4050-nucleotide messenger RNA. RefSeq names its product cell division cycle 27 (gene CDC27). NCBI's taxonomy places the organism in Eukaryota, Metazoa, Chordata, Lepidosauria, Squamata, Colubridae. Gene Ontology annotation, cellular component: cytoplasm; anaphase-promoting complex. Gene Ontology annotation, biological process: metaphase/anaphase transition of mitotic cell cycle; anaphase-promoting complex-dependent catabolic process; cell division. Gene Ontology annotation, molecular function: protein binding. The record is from RefSeq and is a predicted model, not a curated record.
UCGUCACUUUCCGUCGACUGUUCGGCAACACUCGGGUCCUGACGGACUGGGGCCUUCCUUUCCUUUUCCUUACCUCCUUCACGGCCCGGUUAACGGUCGCUGGCAGUUUAAAUGAGACGGGAUCCGGGUCGUUGUCGCGCCACACCCUGAGGCGGCGUCUGAGUCUGUCAGGGAAAAGCCGGAGGAGGGAGGAGAGAGAAAAGAGAGAAGGGGGCGCCCUUCCCCCCCCCCACUUCUCUCAUCCGGGUCCUGUUCCUGAGUGGGGAGCCGGGGCAGGAUGACGGUGCUGCAGGAACCCGUCCAGGCUGCUAUAUGGCAAGCACUUAACCACUAUGCUUAUAGGGAUGCUGUGUUUUUGGCAGAGAGACUGUAUGCAGAAGUACAUUCAGAAGAUGCACUCUUCCUAUUGGCAACCUGUUAUUAUCGCUCAGGAAAAGCUUACAAGGCAUACAGGCUCCUUAAAGGACACAGUUGUACCACCCCACAGUGCAAAUAUUUGCUUGCCAAGUGCUGCAUUGAUCUUGGCAACAGACUCGCAGAAGGAGAACAGAUUCUGUCUGGUGGAGUUUUUAACAAACAGAAAAGUCAUGAGGACAUUGUAACUGAGUUUGGAGAUUCUGCAUGUUUCACACUAUCCCUUCUGGGCCAUGUGUACUGUAAGACAGAUCGGCUUGCCAAAGGAUCUGAAUGUUACCAAAAGAGCCUUAGUUUAAAUCCCUUCCUCUGGUCCCCUUUUGAAUCACUAUGUGAAAUAGGUGAGAAGCCAGAUCCUGAGCAAACUUUCAAGUUAACUUCUAUACAGAACUUCAGCAGCUGCUUGCCUAACACAUGCACAACAGUGGUGUCUAAUCACAACAUAAUUCACAGACAGCCAGAAACCGUUCUUAUGGAAACACCACAGGACACACUUGAAUUAAACAGACUCAACCUGGAGUCCUCCAACUCUAAAUAUUCCUCCAACACAGAUUCCUCCAUUUCUUAUAUUGACUCGGCUGUAAUUUCACCAGAUGCUGUAUCUCUUGGAUCAGGAACUGCCUUUUUAACGAAACAGGCUCAGAACAAACCAAAAACUGGCAGGAGUCUUCUAGGUGGACCAGCCGCCCUGAGCCCUUUAACACCAAGUUUUGGAAUAUUGCCAUUGGAAACUCCUAGCCCCGGAGAUGGAUCUUAUUUACAAAACUGCACAAAUUCUUCUUCCGUAAUUGAUGUGCCACCUCAAGGAGCCCCUUCCAAGAAGACUGUUACCAGAAUAAAUCAAGCUGGAACAAAGUCGGUCUUCUCACAAAGUGGUAAUAGUCGGGAAGUAACACCAAUCCUUGUUGCCCAGACCCAAAGUUCAGGUGCACAGACGAGUACAACUCCUCAGGUAUUGAGCCCAACUAUUGCUGCUCCCCCUAAUGUGCUGCCUCGAAGAAGUUCACGUUUGUUCUCCAGUGAUAGUUCUACAGCCAAGGAAAAUAGUAAAAAGUUAAAAAUGAAGUUUCCAACAAAAAUUGCAAAUCGAAAGACAAAAUGUAAAACCAGUAAAGGAGGGAUCACACAGCCAAACAUAAAUGACAGUUUGGAAAUCACCAAACUUGAUUCGUCCAUUAUUUCAGAAGGAAAGAUUACCUCAGUAACGCCACAAAUCCAGGCAUUUACAUUACAGAAAGCUGCAGCAGAAGGUUUGAUGAGCCUUCUUCGUGAUAUGGGGAAAGGAUAUUUAGCCUUGUGUUCCUACAAUUGUAAAGAAGCCAUUCAUAUACUGAGUCAUUUGCCUUCUCAUCACUACAACACGGGCUGGGUGCUAUGCCAUAUUGGAAGAGCUUACUUUGAACUUGCAGAAUACAUGCAGGCUGAGAGAAUAUUCUCUGAAGUAAGAAGGAUUGAAAACUACAGAGUAGAAGGCAUGGAAAUCUAUUCAACCACAUUGUGGCAUCUGCAGAAAGAUGUAGCUCUUUCAGUUCUUUCAAAAGACUUGACUGAGAUGGAUAAAAAUUCACCAGAGGCAUGGUGUGCUGCAGGAAAUUGCUUCAGUUUGCAAAGGGAACAUGACAUUGCUAUCAAGUUUUUCCAGAGAGCUAUUCAAGUUGAUCCAAAUUAUGCUUAUGCCUAUACACUCCUGGGACAUGAAUUUGUGCUGACAGAAGAACUUGAGAGAGCAUUAUCCUGCUUUAGGAAUGCAAUCCGAAUGAAUCCAAGGCACUACAAUGCUUGGUAUGGAUUGGGGAUGAUUUACUACAAGCAAGAGAAAUUCAGCCUUGCAGAAAUGCAUUUCCAAAAAGCACUUCAAAUUAAUCCUCAGAGUUCUGUCUUGUUGUGCCAUAUUGGAGUUGUUCAGCAUGCUCUGAAGAAAUCUGAGAAAGCUUUGGAUACACUGAACAAAGCCAUUAACAUUGAUCCCAAGAACCCCCUCUGCAAAUUCCACAGAGCCUCAGUAUUAUUUGCAAAUGAGAAGUACAAAUAUGCUUUGCAAGAACUUGAAGAACUGAAGCAAAUUGUUCCCAAAGAGUCUCUUGUUUACUUUUUGAUAGGAAAGGUUUAUAAAAAGUUGGGGCAGACCCAUCUUGCACUGAUGAAUUUUUCCUGGGCAAUGGACUUGGAUCCCAAAGGCGCUAACAAUCAGAUCAAAGAGGCCAUUGACAAGCGGUACCUACCCGAUGAUGAAGAGCCUGUAACACAAGAAGAACAGAUCAGUGAAUGCUGUCCAUAUGAGUCAGUUGGCACAGAUGAGUCUCAGGCCAGUAGCAUGACUGACGCAGAUGACACACAGCUUCAUGCAGUAGAAAGUGAUGAAUUUUAACUCCCAAGUGGAUUCUGAGUUUGGAUGUUUGACUGACUCAUUCUAUUGGAUUCUUCCUUUCCCUUCCUGCCGCAGAGCCAGCAUUGUUCUAAUGCUCCACUGAUACCCCAGGCGCAUCAUUCAUCAGAUUUUAAUUAAUUCUGAAUUAAUGGCAGUGUAUUUGGGAUCAUAAUUUCAGUCUGAAUUAUUGACUUCAUCUUUUUAAACAUGAUUCUUCAAGGAGGAAAUACUUUUUCUAAAAUCUCCUUUUUGUUGACAAACCUAUCAUGGAAGAUGAAAUUUGCUGUACAGGAACUGGGAGAUAUGGGAAAGUAACUGAUGAAGCAGUUACUUGCUCUGUCCCCAAAAGAGUCUUAGUUUGGCUCUUUCCAAGAAGCAGAGACCUGCGCUUCUCCAUUCCACACUCUUCAGAGAUAAUUGUGGAAGUACAGGACUGGAAUGUGUUGAAGACAUUUCUGAAUAUUAUUUGAGUGUAAAUUAAAUGCCAGAAAAUAUAAAUGACCUUAAAAUGAAUUUUUCUCUUGUGAACGCUUUACAGAAAAUAUAAAAUCCAGUGUCCCUCCUUUAGAUUUAUCAACUUGCCAGAAUAGAGACUUCCACAGAAUACAUUAGUAUUCCACCAAGAAGUUAACUUCAUCAGGCUAACUUCCAAAGCAUCAGUUGUUUGUAUUUGUAUACCAUUCAGCUCAAUAACAUGAUGUUGCUCAUCAUGUGCUCUUUGCAAUUGCACCUGACAGUUCGAAAAAAAAUCAAAAUGCUGUUGCAAUUAUUAAUUCCUAGAAAAGAAAUAAAUGUGUAGAUUUGCAGUGUUGAAAAAUGCAAUGAAAUAAAUUCACAAUAACAGAAUGCCAAGAUGACAAUGGAAGCCUUAAUCCAAUCAAACCUUACAAUGGUGGUUCAUCCCCCAUCUAUUUACAGCAGUGACCCCUUCAAAAAUUAUUUUGUAAAGUGUUGUCUGAAUGAACAGAUGCAAAAAAAAUUGUGCAAUUAUCUGUCUUUUGGGAGGGGGGGUUGGGUUAGGGUUUUUUUAUCCUGUAAGUUUUGAGUACUUCCUCUAUAAUGUCUUGUAGGAAUAUAGACCCCCAGAUGGUUAUUUCUCUGAGAAAAGAAGCUAGGCUGUAUUAACAAAGCCAGUUUUCUCCUCCUUUGUAGCAUUUCUGCAACAAAGGUGGUUGGCUUUUGUGCAGUGACCAUCAAGAAAGUGUAUGAUAACCUUACAGUUCUAAAGAGAAAAUUAUGCACAAUAAAAUGGUUUAAAUUUGAUAAAA